AUGAUUUCAAAGCUUAGAAACCUGUUGAUUAAUAGAAAGUUAGACUCAUCUAAAAUGAAUGAUGAUUUAACAGCAGUGACAAAAGGAUAUAAUAAAAUUAUUAGUUUGACAGAUGAAGAAUUAUUUGGAACGUUACGUUUGGGGUCGGCAAAUACCACAGAGAGUGAAUUAAGAAGUAGUAUGUACCGAAGUCAACAAUCAGAUCGGUUUAUUGCUGCUCUACUUGACCCAAGAACUUCUUAUGAAUACAAAAUAAAUGAGGUUUUUCAAAUUGUGGAACCUCAAAAUGUUGAUUAUAUUAAAUUUUCUUUUAAAUUGAAAUUGAAAACCCAUCCUACAAAAGCAUUGAAUAAGGAAGAUAUCAAAGAUAUAAAAACCUAUCUUGAUUUGUGUGUAAAUCCACAUCACUUGCACAUAUUCAUGAGACCAGACUUGAGUAUAUCAGAUGUUUUAGUUCAUUUGAAUGAAUUAGGUUCUUUGAAGUCUGAUAAAGAUGUUGAUGAUGAUAUUUGCAAACUCAACAGUGAAAGACUUCCAAAAGUUUUAAUUAUUGUUUCAGAUCCCCAAUUCUUUGGAUGUUUCCAGAAAUUAUUGGACUUUUAUAUACAUUCACUUGAUUCAUCAAGUUAUUCAUCAAGACAUAGGUUGAUGGGUAAAAUUAUACAAAAACAGAGUUCAAAAUAUAUUAGCAUUGAAGGAACAAUACCUCAUCGUAACUGUGUUUAUUUCUUCUGUCCUGUCGAAUCAGCACAUGAAGAUUUAUGUAUCAUUGAAGAUUUUAUAGAGGGCUAUUCAUAUCUCUUUAAAACCCUUAAGUUUGAUAAUCCUAAAUCAGAUAACCAAAGAAGUUAUUCGAUAUAUGAUAUGGAUUUUGCAAAUGAUCAGAUAAACAUUAAAACCAAUGAUAACUUGUAUGAAGAGGAAGUUUUACCAUCAUAUUCAAGCAUUUGA
Molecule: messenger RNA, 951 nt
Organism: Hansenula ciferrii
Lineage: Eukaryota; Fungi; Ascomycota; Saccharomycetes; Phaffomycetales; Wickerhamomycetaceae
Exons: 1
Coding region: 1-951 (316 amino acids)
Source: RefSeq, a predicted model, not a curated record